AUGCUCCCAGAGACUUUGAAGGUCCUUGACAUGCUGGUGAUCAUCGAGGUCAUUGUCCAGUACAGCUGGAGCAUGGGCCGCGUUCCGUUGGAUCGCCGAGCCUGGAAUCACAUCUUCGUCAACUCGAAACAAACCUGUGAGGGUCUUGAGCGUGUUCGACGUGCAAACUAUGUUGCAAACUUGGCGCAGCUAACGAAGUCUUAUGCUCUCAUUCUCGGAGACCAGAAGCAAUCCUCCCCACAAGUUGUACGCACCUCAGCGCAGGACUGGUUGGGCAAGAAGUCCUUGGUGCAAACGGUGCUCGCUCUCGUGUUCCGAACCCCGUAA
Messenger RNA from Symbiodinium necroappetens, 327 nucleotides. The record is from the annotation of a GenBank genome assembly. NCBI's taxonomy places the organism in Eukaryota, Dinophyceae, Suessiales, Symbiodiniaceae.